AUGCUACAGAAAGCUUCGCCAACUCACGAAGACGUGAAAUAUUCGAUGUACGGCCAGGGCAUAUCAUGCACAGCCGCAUCCCGUUCCUCUGCACCGACCCUCGUUCGCGAAUGUUCACGUCUCCGAGAGCACGCUCGCGUCGAGACCAUAUUCUCGCACCUCCCUGUUGAGCUGGUCAGGAUCGUGUUCCUGUUCUGCAUCCCUGAUGCACCAUUCGUGACGUAUCAUCGGCGCGAGGCACCACUCAAUAUCUCGGGCGUCUGUCGCUUCUGGCGCGCCGUCGCGCUCGCGACUCCAGAGCUAUGGUCGAGCCUGCGGCCUUGCAUGACAUUCCGUGAGAGCACGCGCACCGCAGCCGAUACAAUCGGAUCGUGGCUGUUGCGCUCUGCCCCCCACCCCUUCCGCCUGGCUCUGGCCUUCGACAAAGUCGACCUGCCGAGCGAGUGCGGGCUCGAAAUCAUCGCACCGACGUACUCUCUAGGGCACGUCGAAGGGCUCUCCGCGCGCCUGUCGUCUUUCUCGCUUUCGCUGCGGGCGGAGGAUCUCGAGGGUGCGCACGAGCAGCUGCGGUUUCUCGAUGGAGAUGCCGAACGCCUCGAACACCUCUGUAUCACCGCGUGUUCGAGCCCCGCGUCGUCGUUCACGUCUCCACCGCUGUCGAAGCUGCAGACGUUCCGCUCCAUGCCCCGCCUGCGCUCCUUCACGCUCCGCACCGACGUAGCCUUCCGCGCGUCGUCCUUCGACGUACCCUGGGCCCAGCUGACGGAACUGACCCUCUGUCGGCACGCGCCAGCCGUCCCUCUGUAUUCGCGGUGGACGAAAACGCACAACGCCGACGUCCUCGCCGUCCUCCGCUCCUGCCCUCUCCUCAUCUCCUGCACAGUCUACCUGCGCGCCGACUCAGACGCACUCCGCACACCCGCGCCGACGGUGCAUCUGCCGCACCUACGGACGCUGCGCCUCGACGUGGACGCUGUUCUUGGCGCCAGCUCCGCCGCGACGGUCGACGGCGCGGUGUUCGACGCGCUGCGGGCCCCCGCGCUCGAGGCGCUGCGGGUGUGCGGGCCUGUGAGCGGCGCGCGCGGGGUCGUGUGGCCCACGGCGGAGUUUGCGGCGCUGCUCGCGCGCUGUGCGGGCUCGCUGCGUGGGGUCGCGCUGGAGCGCGUUCCGCUCGGUGAGCGGGAGCUGCGCGGUAUACGCGAGAGUGUGCGAGUCGUGGUUGAGCUGUGUGGGCGGUCCGAUUGGGUCGUGCGUGUCUAG
Heterobasidion irregulare TC 32-1 is the source of this 1260-nucleotide messenger RNA. RefSeq lists its product as uncharacterized. Lineage: Eukaryota; Fungi; Basidiomycota; Agaricomycetes; Russulales; Bondarzewiaceae. The coding region runs from base 1 to 1260 and encodes 419 amino acids. The transcript has a single exon. The record is from RefSeq and is a predicted model, not a curated record.